Brassica rapa (field mustard) is the source of this 3336-nucleotide messenger RNA. RefSeq names its product probable disease resistance RPP8-like protein 2. The record is from RefSeq and is a predicted model, not a curated record. Gene Ontology annotation, biological process: defense response to other organism. NCBI's taxonomy places the organism in Eukaryota, Viridiplantae, Streptophyta, Magnoliopsida, Brassicales, Brassicaceae. Gene Ontology annotation, molecular function: ADP binding.
UAUUACAGAUAGAAGCGACUGCAAAAGUUGACUUGCUCUUUCGUUGCAACUCAUAUCUCUUCUUCCAAAGAACGUCGCUGAAAGGUGAAUCAGAUAGAACCGAGUUGCAGAUCUGUUUCAUAAAAGCUCUUACUUGGGAUUGACUCAAUUUCUCCAACACGCCACAAAAUCCUGCUUCACUCAGCUUCCACAUGCAUUAUUACAGAUAGAAGCGACUGCAAAAGUUGACUUGCUCUUUCAUUGCAACUCAUAUCGCUUCUUCCAAAGAACGUCGCUGAAAGGAAAUCAGUGAUGGCUGAGGUAGUUGUGUCAGCGAUGGUUGAGGGAGUUGUGUCCUUUGGAAUGGAGAAACUCUGGGACCUCCUGAGUCGAGAAUCUGAGCGAUUGCAGGGAGUGCACGAGCAUGUUGAUGAUCUAAAACGCCGAAUGAGAAAGUUACAGUCAUUGUUGAAAGAUGCAGAUGCCAAGAAACAUAAAAAUGAAGCUGUGAGAAACUUCUUGGAAGAUGUCAAAGACAUUGUUUACGAUGCUGAAGAUAUAAUUGAAUCCUUUCUUUUGAAAGAAUCUAGUGGUAACGAAAAAUGGAUCAAGAGGCGUGUGAAAGGGCUUUCUUGUUUCUUAGUGGAGCGCCGAGAUAUUUCUAUAGAAAUUGAAGGCAUAACUAAGAGAAUGUCUGAGGUUGUUGCGGAAAUGCAGAGCUUUGGAAUAAAAGAAAUCAUGUAUGAUGGUCGUUCACUGUCUCUAAAAGAGAGACAAAGGGUGCAGAGGGAGAUCCGACAAACAUUUCCUAAGAGUUCUGAAAAGGGCCUUGUUGGGGUGGAAGAGAGUGUUGAAGAAUUGGUUGGUCAUUUGGUGAAGAAUGAUAACAUUCAAGUGGUUUCCAUAUCAGGGAUGGGUGGUAUUGGCAAAACCACUCUGGCAAGACAAGUUUUUCAUCAUGACAUUGUUCGACGUCAUUUUGAUGGAUUCGCAUGGGUAUGUGUUUCAAAAGAGUUUCGGCGGAAGGAUAUUUGGCAAAAGAUCUUGCAAGAUCUUAGACCACAUGGUAAGGACAUCAAACAGAUGGAUGAGAAUGAAGUCCAGGCUAUCAAACAAAUGGAUGAGAACGAACUCCAGGAGAAGCUCUUUCCAUUGCUGGGAGCACGUAGACAUUUAAUUGUCUUAGAUGAUGUAUGGCAAAAUGAAGACUGGGAUAGAAUAAAAGACGUUUUCCCCCAAGAAAGAGGUUGGAAAAUGAUUCUUACUUCUCGCAAUGGAGGUGUUGGUUUACAUGCAGACCCAACAUGUUUUGCCUUUACACCAACAAUCCUUACUCCCGAGGAAAGUUGGGAGUUGUGUGAGCAGAUAGCAUUAUCUAGAAGAGACAAAACUGAAUUUAGUGUUGAUAAAGAACUGGAAGCUAUGGGUAAAAAAAUGGUUAAAUAUUGUGGAGGACUACCGUUAGCUGUUAAAGUGCUGGGAGGCUUGUUAGCUAACAAGAAAUAUACGGUUGAAGCGUGGAAAAGAGUAUAUGACAAUAUUCAAACUCAGAUCAUUCGCUCAGAUGACAACAAACAAGAUUCGGUUUACCGAGUAUUGUCUCUGAGCUAUGAAGAUUUGCCAAUGCAUUUAAAGCAUUGCUUUCUUUUCCUAGCUUAUUUCCCUGAAGAUUUCAAGAUAACAGUCAAUAGACUGUCUUAUUUAUGGGCAGCCGAAGGAAUAAUAACAUCAAGUUGCGAUGGACCAACCAUUCGAGAGAGUGGAGAAGAAUACAUGGAAGAGUUAGGAAGGAGAAAUAUGGUUAUCGUAGAAAAAAGCAUUGGGAGUUGGGGUCAGGAAUAUUGUCAAAUGCAUGACAUGAUGAGAGAAGUAUGUUUAUCUAAGGCCAAAGAAGAGAAUUUUGUUCAAGUCAUCAAAGCCCCUACUUCCACUUCAACUGUCAAUGCUCAUACUCGUGAAUCUCGCAGACUCGUACUUCAUGGUGGUAAUGCACUUAAUAUGUGGGGAGGUAAAAGCAAUAAAAAAGCUAGAUCGGUUUUGGGUUUUGGACUCGACAGCAACUUGUGGAAGCAGUCGGCUCAAGGAUUCCGAAAUUUACAGUUACUUAGGGUGCUAGAUCUGAAUUUACAAUCAGAUAGUGUAGCUGCCAUUGAAGUAGGGAGAAUACCUUCCAGCAUUGGCAAUCUCAUUCAUUUGAGAUAUUUGAGCUUAAACGUGACUUCGGGAUCUCAUCUACCAUCUUCUCUACGGAAUCUAAAGCUUCUACUCUAUUUGGAAUUAUCCUCCAGUGGGGCUGUUUACGUGCCAAAUAUCUUUAAAGAGAUGGUCGAGUUGAGGUUCCUGUUCCUACCCUUUUAUAUGAAAAAUAAAACAAAGCUGGAAUUGGGUAAUCUAGUGAACCUGGAGCUUUUGGGGUGUUUCCGAUCGAAAAGUGGUAGCAUCAUAGACCUCUGCGGCAUGACUAGGCUCAGGACUCUCGAAGUAGUUCUCGAAGGCAAGUAUACUUGUGAAAUUCUAGCGUCAUCUCUCCGUGAAUUAAGAAACCUGGAGAAGCUUAGCUUGAUCUCCUUGAGCGAAUCCGAUGUGGCUCCUGAUGUGGAUUUCAUUUGGAAUUUCAUUCAUCUAAGGGAUUUGGUGAUGUCGAUGCAUAUGCCAAGGCUUCCUGAGCACUCUCGAUUCCCUCCAAACCUUGCAAGCAUAUCUCUAGGUCAAUGCAGAAUGGAGGAGGACCCACUCCCGAUUCUGGAAAAGUUGCUUCAUUUAAAGUCUGUUAUAUUAUGCUUUGAUGCUUUCGCAGGGAGGAAAAUGGUGUGUUCAAAAGGUGGAUUCCCUCAAUUACAUAAGCUAGAUUUAGUGGUUCUAAAAGAGUUGGAAGAGUGGGAAAUCGAAGAAGGGUCGAUGCCAUGUCUUCGUACUUUGCAUAUAAAGUAUUGUGACAAGUUGAAGGAGAUACCGGAAGGGCUGAAGUAUAUAAUCUCUUUAAAGGAACUGAAAAUUUCAGGUAUGAACAAUGAGUGGAAGGGGAAAUUGGAAUCAGGUGGGGAAAGUUACUACAAAGUCCAACACAUUCCUAGUGUUCAAUUAAACUAUCCUAGCUACAAAUAAGGAGAAUAAAACGUCUCAGGGGAACCUACUCAGAAUCAGUACCCACUGUUCAUUGUGUGAUGGGAUAUAUAAGUCGUUUUUGUUUACUACUUGUCUGCGUGCGAUAUUCCGUUUAUCUAUUCCAUGCUCACUCGCUGUAAUGCUAAGUUUGAAAUACAUUCUGUAUGUCGAACCAUAUUUUCUUCAAUGUCUCCCUUUUUUGUAUGACAAUGCUUUGAUAGUGAUCAUUGAACAUGAUUUUAUCAUUUGGUU